Messenger RNA from Daphnia pulicaria, 1067 nucleotides. RefSeq lists its product as uncharacterized. NCBI's taxonomy places the organism in Eukaryota, Metazoa, Arthropoda, Branchiopoda, Diplostraca, Daphniidae. The record is from RefSeq and is a predicted model, not a curated record. The coding region runs from base 453 to 1067 and encodes 204 amino acids. The transcript is spliced from 3 exons.
AUGGAGCAACUGUAGAUGCCUGGCUGUAUUUCCCAGGCCUAAAGGCCCUCGUCACGUUCGCCGCACAUCUCUCUGUUGAAUUGUCUUUUCUUCUUCUGCCUGGAUAUAAAUAUCAUCGGAGAGCGAGCGAGCGAGCGAGGAGUGCGCAUGUGUCCCGUGUGUAUAUAUUGGCGACUGCUGCUGCUGCUGCUGCUGCUGGCAGCGCCUAUCCGAGUGUCAGUGCUGUUGUCGUCCACCGCCACAGCACAGUUCCCAGCACAGCAUCCAGCAGAGUCUCUCCGCAGUGUAGCGCCGAAAAUCUAACCGUCCAAACCAGGAAACUUUGACAGCGGCGCGUGCCGACGAUAUAUAAUCAAGACGGCAAGGCCCUCGCCGCUUUAGUGCGCCCUGUGCCUGUGCCCAGUGAAGUCUGUCGAUUUUGGGUCCCGCCAGACGUUUGCGUUUGGAACACCAUGGACCAUCAUCAUCACUUUCACUACCGUCACCAACAGGAGCACCAGCAGCAGCACCAGCAGCCCGAGCAGCAACAAGAGUUGGAAGAAUGGCACCAACAACUCGAUCUCGAGCAUCACAUUCGCCACUGCCAGUGUUCUUGCAAUCACAUGGGCUACGGCAAUUACUGGAGUUACAAGGAUAAUUUGGACAAGAUCGGCGACGAAUUUCUGGUGACGCCCAAUUGCGUCAGCAAUAAAACACAGCCGUGCAGCUCACCGGGCAGUUUCAACGGCCGAUCUGAAUUCUCUUCUUCCUCAAUACCGGCCGGUUAUUACGGCCAGAAUGGAGGCGGGACGAUUCCGAGAAACCACCGGCGACUGCAUCAACACUACUCCACCGGCGGUGGCGGCGGCGGCAUCGUCGAAAGUCAUUUCCUAUCGCCGUCGAGUCAGGCGUCAGCCGCCUCGGCUUCGUCUGCCCGUCGACAUCUGCCGCAUCCGCUCAACGGUUCGGCGUCGAUGGUUGCCGAACCGGGUCUCGACGCCGACGACUUGAUGAACGACGAUAGCGACUCGGCUUCGCAGCAGUCUAGCCGACCAGCAGGCAAGUCAAAGUCGUUCAUUUCUCGUUAG